Molecule: messenger RNA, 1464 nt
Organism: Urocitellus parryii (Arctic ground squirrel)
Lineage: Eukaryota; Metazoa; Chordata; Mammalia; Rodentia; Sciuridae
Gene: B4galnt2
Product: beta-1,4-N-acetyl-galactosaminyltransferase 2 (SID blood group)
Biological process (GO): UDP-N-acetylglucosamine metabolic process; UDP-N-acetylgalactosamine metabolic process
Molecular function (GO): acetylgalactosaminyltransferase activity
Source: RefSeq, a predicted model, not a curated record
AUGUGGGUGAUUAAGGCAUUCCGCAGCUUCAAGCCAGAGCAUGCGCACCUGCCGCUGAAACUUMUUCCUGAGGAGCGCCUCCGGAAACUGUUUUCCUAUGAUGGAAUCUGGCUGUUUCCUAAAAAGCAGUGCAAAUGUGAAACCACCCAUCAGCAAGGAGGUUAUAACUUUCAGGAUGCCUAUAAUCAAAGCGAGCUCCCAGCGGUGAAGGCAAGGAGACAGGCUGAAUUUGAACACUUUCAGAGGAGAGAAGGGCUGCCACGCCCACCACCCCUGCUGGCCCAGCCCAACAUCCCCUUUGGGUACCCAGUGCACGGAGUAGAGGUGAUGCCCCUGCACACGAUUCUCAUCCCAGGUCUCCAGUUUGAAGGUCCAGAUGCCCCAGUCUAUGAGGUCACCCUGACAGCUUCUCUGGGGACAUUCAACACUCUUGCUGAUGUCCCAGGUGAUAUUGUGCAGGGCAGAGGCCAGAAGCAGCUGAUCAUUUCAACCAGUAGCCGGGAGCUUUUGAAGUUCAUUCUCCAGCAUGUGACAUAUACCAGCACAGGGUACCAGCACCACAAAGUGGACAUGGUGAUUCUGACAUCCAAAUCCUCAGUGGCCAAGUUCCCAGUGACCAUCCGCCAUCCGGUCAUACCCAAGUUGUAUGACCCUGGACCAGAGAAGAAGCUCAGAAAUCUGGUGACCAUUGCCACCAAGACUUUCCUCCGUCCCCACAAGCUUAAGGUCCUACUCCAGAGUAUUCGAGAGUAUUACCCAGAUGUGACUGUGAUCGUGGCUGAUGAUGGCAAGAAGCCCCUGGAAAUUAAAGAUGACUAUGUGGAGUAUUAUACAAUGCCCUUUGGGAAGGGUUGGUUUGCUGGUAGAAACCUGGCCAUAUCUCAGGUCACCACCAAAUAUGUUCUCUGGGUGGACGAUGACUUUGUCUUCAACAACAAGACCAAGAUUGAGGUGCUGGUGGAUGUCCUGGAGAAAACUGAGCUGGAUGUGGUGGGUGGCAGCGUGAUGGGGAACGUGUUCCAGUUCAAGCUGUUGCUGGAACAGAGCGAGGCUGGUGACUGUCUUCACAAGAGGAACGGAUGGUUCCAGCGCCUGGACGGCUUCCCCCGCUGUGUGGUGACCAGUGGCGUAGUCAACUUCUUCCUGGCCCACACGCAGCGACUCCUUAGAGUUGGCUUUGAUCCCCGGCUGCAACGUGUGGCGCAUUCAGAGUUUUUUAUUGAUGGGCUGGGGAGUCUGCUGGUGGGCUCAUGCCCAGAUGUGGUGGUCAGUCACCAGCCCCGCAGUCCAUCGGAGGACUCGGAGUUGGCCGCCCUGGAGAAGACGUACAGCAUAUACAGGACCAACACCAGGGCUGGGGUCCAGUUCAAACUGGCUCUCCACUACUUCAAGAACCAUCUCCAGUGCUCCACAUAAAGGCGCAGAGUACAGGAAAAGCUCUAGACUGACUGGUUGUGGGUAUCG